Molecule: messenger RNA, 6396 nt
Organism: Neoarius graeffei (lesser salmon catfish)
Lineage: Eukaryota; Metazoa; Chordata; Actinopteri; Siluriformes; Ariidae
Exons: 8
Coding region: 3902-5410 (502 amino acids)
Source: RefSeq, a predicted model, not a curated record
GUACACGCACACACACACACACACAGAGAAAUAUGGAGCAGAAGAAGAUCCUGUGUGUAGGUUUGGUGUGUUUGGACAUCAUUAACGUGGUGGAUACAUUUCCGGAAGAGGACACGGACACCAGAUGUGUGUCCCAGAGGUGGCAGCGAGGUGGGAACGCCUCAAACUCCUGCACGAUUCUGUCUCUGCUCAGUGCUCCCUGUGCCUUCAUGGGUUCUCUGGCUCCUGGACCAAUUGCAGAGGUCGUAACGCUGAUGAACAGGUGAAGAUGAUCGAGCAGGUGAAAAGCUACAAUGCCACACAUGAGGAGAAGAACAGGAUCACUAUCUCUGUGGAGAUUGAGAAAACCCGUCCCUCACUCUAUCAGCUUUUCUCCCAUGGAAACGUUGUACAGUUCAACUUUACUACUAUCAGACUUUUCUCCAGUCUGACUUUACUACCGUCCAACUUUACUCCAGUCUGACUUUAUUCCAGACUGACAUUACUACCGUCCAACUUUAUUCCAGUCUGACAUUACUACCAUCCAACUUUACUCCAGUCUGACUUUACUCCAGUCUGACAUUACAACCGUCCAACUUUACUCUAGUCUGACUUUACUAUUGUCCAACUUUACUCCAGUCUUACUUUACUACCGUCCAACUUUACUCCAGUCUGACUUUACUCCAGUCUGACUUUACUCCAGUCUGACAUUACAACCGUCCAACUUUACUCCAGUCUGACUUUACUACCGUCCAACUUUACUCCAGUCUUACUUUACUACCGUCCAACUUUACUCCAGUCUGACUUUACUACCGUCCAACUUUACUCCAGUCUGACUUUACUACCGUCAAACUUUAUUCCAGUCUGACUUUAUUCCAGUAUAACUUUACAACCGUCCAACUUUAUUCCAGUCUGACUUUAUUCCAGUCUGACUUUACUACCGUCCAACUUUACUCCAGUUUGACUUUAUUCCAGUCUGACAUUACAACCGUCCAACUUUAUUCCAGUCUGACUUUACAACCGUCCAACCUUACUCCAGUCUGACUUUACUAUCGUCCAACUUUACUCCAGUCUGACUUUACUACCGUCCAACUUUACUCCAGUCUGACUUUACUCCAGUCUGACAUUACAACCGUCCAACUUUACUUCAGUCUGACUUUACUACCGUCCAACUUUACUCCAGUCUUACUUUACUACCGUCCAACUUUACUCCAGUCUGACUUUACUACCGUCCAACUUUACUCCAGUCUGACUUUACUACUGUCAAACUUUAUUCCAGUCUGACUUUAUUCCAGUCUAACUUUACUACCAUCCAACUUUAUUCCAGUCUUACUUUACUGCCGUCCAACUUUACUCCAGUCUGACUUUACUACCAUCCAACUUUACUCCAGUCUGACUUUUCUACCAUCCAACUUUACUCCAGUCUGACUUUAUUUCAGUCUGACUUUACUACCAUCCAACAUUACUCCAGUAUGACUUUACAACCGUCCAAUUUUACUCCAGUGUGACUUUACUACCAUCCAACUUUACUCCAGUCUGAAUUUAUUCCAGUGUGACUUUAUUCCAGUCUGACUUUACUACCGUCCAACUUUACUCCAGUCUGACUUUAUUCCAGUCUGACUUUAUUCCAGUCUGACUUUAUUCCAGUCUGACUUUACUACCGUCCGACUUUACUCCAGUCUGACUUUACUACUGUCCAACUUUACUCCAGUCUGACUUUAUUCCAGUGUGACUUUACUACCGUCCAACUUUACUUCAGUCCGACUUUAUUCCAAUCUGACUUUACUCUGGUCUGACUUUACUACCGUCCAACUUUACUCCAGUCUGACUUUACUGCCCUCAAACUUUAUUCCAGUCUGACUUUAUUCCAGUAUAACUUUACAACCGUCCAACUUUACUCCAGUCUGACUUUACUACCAUCCAACUUUACUAUCGUCCAAUUUUACUCCAGUUUGACUUUAUUCCAGUCUGACAUUACAACCGUCCAACUUUACUCCAGUCUGACUUUACUACCAUCCAUCUUUACUCCAGUCUGACUUUAUUCCAGUCUGAUUUUACUACCAUCCAACUUUACUGCUGUCUGACUUUACUACCGUCCAACUUUACUCCAGUCUGAUUUUACUACCAUCAAACUUUAUUACAGUCUGACUUUAUUCCAGUGUGACUUUACUACCAUCCAACUUUACUCCAGUGUGACUUUAUUCCAGUCUGACUUUACUACCAUCCAACUUUACUUCAGUCUGACUUUACUACCAUCCAACUUUACUCCAGUCUGACUUUACUACCGUCCAACUUUACUCCAGUCUGACUUUACUCUGGUCUGACUUUAUUCCAAUGUGACUUUACUACCGUCCAACUUUAGUUCAGUCUGACUUUACUACCAUCCAACUUUACUCCAGUGUGACUGUGGCAGCGGGGGUGUGGUCAAGCACCGGUCUGUGACAGGAGGGUGGAGUCAGGGAAGGUAAGUGGCAGAAUCACUACACCUGACUGCAAUUAACCUGUUUGUGUGUGUCUUCCCAGUGACCGCGCCCUACUUAAGGAGGGAGAGCGAGAGCAGAGGGAUCUCAUUCCCGAACCAGACGCCGGUCGUGUUGGUGCUGAAACCCGGGACGUGGAGCACCAGCCGAUCAGCCCCAUGGAGUCCUCCCCGUUCGCCGACCUGGUCCACGCCCUCGCCACGGCCCAGCAAAGCCAGCACCAGGCGCUCGUCACCCUCCAAAAGGAACAAGAGCGACGCUUCGAGGCCCUGGUGCUGGCCCAGCAAGAAGACCGAGAGGCGUUCCAGCACCUCCUCGCAUCGGCGGGGUCCACCAGCGCUCCUACCGCGGGCCCGUCACCCCUCACUGUCACCAAGAUGGGCCCGCAGGACGACCCCGAGGUGUUCAUCACGCUCUUCGAGCAAGUCGCAGAAGCCUCGGGGUGGCCGAUGGAGCAGCGCGCGGUGCGCCUCCUCCCCCUGCUAACGGGAGAGGCACAGCUGGCCGCGCUAUAGCUCCCCGCCGACCGCCGGCUGGCCUACGCAGACCUCCGCCGGGCCAUCCUCCAGCGCGUGGGGCGCACCCCAGAACAGCAGCGCCAGCGCUUCCGCGCGUUGCGCUUGGAGGAAGUCGGCCGGCCGUUCGCAUUUGGCCAGCAGCUCCGGGACGCCUGCUGGCGGUGGUUGAGGGCUGACAACCACAACGCCGAGGGGAUCAUCGACCAGGUGGUGCUGGAACAAUUCAUCGCUCGCUUGCCAGCAGGAACUGUGGAGUGGGUCCAGUGCCACCGCCCGGCAUCGCUGGAUCAGGCAGUCGAGCUGGCAGAGGACUAUUUGGUGGGUGUUCCGGCGGCAGGACAGCAGACGGCAUCUUCUCUUCUCUCCUCCUCUCUCUCUCCCCCUCCUCCUGUGUCCUGUCCUCGCCCCAUUUCCCCACCGCAGAGGCGGGGGCUGGCACCACCCCAGCCGGCCCACCGCACCCGCGGUGCCCUCCCGUUUCUCCCUUCUGUGUCUGUCUCUCCCCCCCCCAGGUGAGUGAGCCCCAGAACACCGGUGCAGAGGGAAAGCCCGGGCCGGUUUGCUGGCGCUGCAGGGAGCCGGGCCACCUUCAACAGCAGUGCACGGCGAUGGAAGUGGGCGCGGUGGUUCGGAUCCCCGACGCGCCAGAGGCCGCCCUUGAUCAGGCUGGAGCGUAUCGCAUACCGACCGAUGCAUCGGACAGAGGGCUGGGGGCAGUUUUGUCCCAGGAGGUGGAGGGGGAGGACUGCCCCGUCCUCUACAUCAGUAGGAAGCUGUCAGUGCAUGAGGGGUGCUACAGCACCAUUGAAAAGGAGUGUCUGGCGAUCAAGUGGGCGGUCCUCACCCUCUGUUACUACCUGCUGGGGCGCCCUUUCACCCUCUGUUCGGACCACACGCCCCUCCAGUGGCUCCACCGCAUGAAAGAUGCCAACGCGCGGAUCACCCACUUUUGAAGCAGCAGCUACCUUGCAGAGGGACGAUGUGGAGAAACGGUUACAGACUUCAGUGCAUUUCCAUGAUUACUUUCAGCGUCCGGAAGAGGAAACCAACAGCACUGGCAUCGGUGUCGUAUCAGAGACCAAUCAAGAGAUGCAGAUAAAUUUCUCUUGUGCAGAGCACACAGAUGUUCGCUGUCCCAGUGAAGCUGGAAAGCAGGAUACAGGGAAGAAAAGUAAUCACCCCCUGUCACCUGAUUAUGUGCCGAGCAUUUUCACACACAAAAAGUCGUCUGCAAAACAAAAAAACACAAAAGCAUUGCAGAAGUCUGAAAAGCGACAAAACCUGAAGAAAAGGAAACGUGGAAGUAGAAAACAAGUUACAGCAGAAUGUGCAGUGCUUGGCCUUCGAGACACUGACGUAACCACUCCUUCUGAAUGCUCCACGGAUUCCACUGAAUUAUCUCCUGAAGUUGCAGAUCUCAAAGAUGAAGGAAGUGCAGAAGCUUUAGAUGAAAAUGAAGCAUUGCCUUUUGAGCUUGAAUGCAGAAUCCUGAGGAAGGAAAAUCGUACUUUGAAGGAACAACUGAAAAAAUACUCUCUCUGUCCGGAGUCUUUUUCAGAGGACAAUGACAAAGUGGAACAAUUUACAGGUCUUCCAACAUAUGGGAUUAUGAUGGCGACGUUCCAGUUUAUACGGCCUUAUUUAAAUUUAAACAGGAAGUUUUCACCUUUCCGGCAGUUCCUGCUGACAUGUAUGCAUCUUCGACUGAACUUAAACUUACAGUUUUUAGCCUACUUAUUUUCCAUUUCUUUGGAAACUGCAUCCAGAGUAUUUAGUAACACGUGUGAUGUUAUGUUCUGUCGCCUCGUUCCGGUGCUGGUGAUCUGGCCAGAUAGGGAACAUUUACGGCAAAGUCUGCCAGUUUCAUUUCAACAAAACUUUGAGAAAUGUUGCUGUAUAAUUGACUGUUUUGAAAUAUUUCAGGAAAAACCGAGUGAUGUGGAAACACCGAGAAAAACCUGUUCGCAGAAUAAAAGCCACAACUCUUCAAAAUAUCUGAUAGGUAUUGCCCCACAAGGCGCGGUUUGUUUCGUUUCUCAGGGGUGGGAUGGUCACUGCAGCGACAAACACAUAACGGAACAUUGCGGAUUUCUGGAUGAACUUUUGCCAGGGGAUCUGAUCCUAGCAGACAGAGGGUUUGAUGGAGGUGACGCUGUUGGAUUGCCUUCUGCAAAUGUAAACAUUUCUGCGUUUACUCGGGGAACGUCCCAAAUGAGCGCGUUGGAUGUGGAGGGCACAAGGGCGCUCGCGUCAGCCAGAAUCCAUGUUGAGAGGGUUAUUGGAAUGGUUCGUCAGAAAUACACAAUACUGAGCAAUACUGUGCCCAUAUCUCUUGUACAUUCAAAAGAUAAUGGAAUAACAUCUUUGGACAAAAUAGUACAUGUCUGCUGUGCAUUGACGAACCUGUCUGACCCCAUGAUUCUUUUUGAGUGAAAAAAAUAAGGACAAAAUUCAAGUUUAUUUGAAACCCUCAUUUUAUGGAUUACAUGAUGUCUGAACAGCUACUUUUUUUUUUUUUUUAGUUUGUGUAAUACUUAUGACAAAGACAGCUUAAAAUUCUUUUAACAAUUUUAGAUGUGUGAUAUUUUUUAUCAUAAUUUCAAUCACAGUUAAUGUACAUAUUUGAGAAGGAUUUGAUGGAAAUUUUUACCAUACUGCAAAUGACACAAUUCAGUGUAAUGUAUUGUAAAUAUUAUACAGUGAUAAAAGUUUAUAAACAUUGCUGUAUGCUUUAUAGUUUGAAUUAUAAUUUUGACGUGGAAUUCUUUGCAAAAACUGCCAAAUUAUUGAAUUGCUGCAGAUUUGAACAUAAUUGUAACAGGUGUAAAUAACUUGUAUGGUCGUCAAUGGUAAAAUGUUUGUAAAUUAAAACAUUUCAGUGUUUCCCACAGACCAGGUAGCAAUUUGUGAUGCUCCACUGUGCCGAUGACGGAAUCGUGUGCGGUGGUGUCUUGGCAGUCGGUGGAGUCGGUCAUUGGGGUGUAUGCAAAGUGUUUACAGCGGGCGGUGUUCAAACACACAGUAUUUUUCUUCAGAGUCACCUGCUGGGACUAUUUUAAAGCUACAAGAAGCAUUUGAGAUUAUUCAGUUCAAUCUAAAUUCUUUUAAGUUCUUUAAGAGAAGACAGCUAAAACAAUUUUUACCAGAACCCUGCCUGGUUUCAUUCCUCGACCCAACUUUACAUUACAGGGCAGGCCAUUAGUUUGCUGUGCUUGAUGUUGGUGGAAAACCUGUCUUUUAAAUUUAUGAAAAUUACUCACCAAAAUUGAAGUUAAAGUUUAGUUUUUACUAGAGAUGCACCGAUUGCAAUUUUUUGGUCCGAUUCCGAUUUUCCAUGGAGUGUGACCUGCCGAUACCGAUUUUGGCCGAUUCCGAUUUCAUUUUUUCAAAUCACUUCACAGCACACACAAAGACUAUUU